AUGGCUUUGAAGCCUCAGGAGCUGGAUCACAGCAAGCGAAAGACAAAGGUCGUCGCUAGCCUGGGCCCGGCCUCCUGGAGUGAGGAGAUGAUCCCCAAGAUGAUCGAAGCUGGAACCGACAUCUUCCGCUUGAACUGCUCACACCGCCGUGGUGGCGACUUCGAGCGCGUCUACCCCCUUAUCAGGAAGUACGCGAGGAUGCUUGGCCGACGCGUUGAGGUACUGGGAGACCUGCAGGGGCCCAAGUUCCGUGUUGGCGAGUUGGCUGGGGACCCCGUUCCUCUCGUGGAUGGUGAGGUUGUGGAGUUCGGCAUCUGCAAGGACGACAACGACCUCAUCAAGCCUGGGCGCAUCACAAUGAAGCCGACCAAGGAACAGCUUGCACUGGUGAAGGCAUGCAAGGUGGGGAUUGAUCUGCUCAUUGAGGAUGGCAUCAUGAAGGUGAACGUCGUAGAGAAGGUUUCUGACACCGAGCUGAAGGUGAAGGUCGUCCGCGGCGGCAAGCUCAAGGCCCGCAAAGGCGUGAACGUGCCCGACUGCGAGAUCGACUGCGCGGCCCUGACGGAGAAGGACAUCGAGGAUGCGGAGUACCUGCUUCAGCUGGACCCGCCGGUGGAGUACAUCUGCGUGUCCUUUGCCCAAAAGGGUCAAGAUCUGCAGGAGCUUGUCGACAUCAUGGAUCGCCUCAAGGUUCCGGCCGAGAAGCGGCCGAAGAUCUGCCCCAAGAUCGAGAAGCCGCAAGCCCUGACGAACAUCGAGGGCAUCAUCGAGAAGUCUCAGGCCCUCAUGGUGGCCAGGGGCGACUUAGGUGUGGAGCUUGAGCUGGAGCGGGUCCCCUUCGCCCAAAAGCUGCUCAUCGCUCGUGCCAAGAAGGCCGGCCUCUUCGUCAUCAACGCUACGCAGAUGGUGGAGAGCAUGAUCGAGAAUCCCGUGCCCACCCGGGCAGAGGUGAGCGACUUGCAGAAUGCCGUCUUCGACGGCUGCGACGCCGUGAUGCUCUCUGGCGAGGCUGCCAGCGGGAAGUUUCCAUGCGAGUCCGUCAAGGCUGAGGCCGAUGCGGCCCUGGAGGCAGAGACGGUCCGCGACUUCCUGAAGCCGCAGGUGCUGGAUGGGGUCGUCGUCGAUGAGGCCAACAAGCCCAGGGAGCUGGAUGACAGCAAGCGGGCGACCAAAGUCGUUGCGUCCCUGGGCCCGGCCUCCUGGAGUGAGGAGAUGAUCCCCAAGAUGAUCGAAGCCGGAACCAACAUCUUCCGCUUAAACUGCUCGCACCGCCGCGGCGGCGACUUCGAGCGCGUCUACCCUCUGAUCCGCAAGUGCGCCAAGGAGAUGGGGAAGACCGUCGAGUGCCUGGGUGACCUCCAGGGGCCCAAGUUUCGCGUGGGCGAGCUGGCGGGAGACCCCGUGGAGCUGAAAAACGGCGACGUCCUGGAGUUUGGCAUCUCCAAGGAUGACAAUGACAACAUCCGCCCUGGGCGCAUCACCAUGAAGCCCACGACAGAGCAGACGGCUUUGGUGAAGGAUGGAAUCAUGGAAGUCAUGGUCGUGGAGAAGUGUUCUGAGAGCGAGCUGAAGGUGGAAGUGACGCGAGGCGGCAAGCUCAAGGCCAGGAAGGGCGUGAACGUGCCAGACGUGGAGAUCGACUGCGCGGCCCUGACAGAGAAGGACAUCGAGGACGCGGAGUUCCUGCUGAAGCUGGAUCCCCCCAUCGAGUACAUCUGCGUGUCCUUUGCCCAGAAGGGCCAAGAUCUGCAGGAGCUCAUCGACAUCAUGGACCGCCUCAAAGAGAAGCCCCAGGCCUUCACGAACAUCGAGGGCAUCAUCGAGAAGUCUCAGGCGCUGAUGGUGGCCCGUGGCGACUUGGGGGUGGAGCUCGGGCUCUGCCGAGUACCGUUUGCACAGAAGCUGCUGAUCCAGCGCGCCAAGCAAGCUGGGCUUUUCGUGAUCACCGCCACGCAGAUGGUGGAGAGCAUGAUUGAGAACCCAGUGCCGACUCGCGCAGAGGUGUCCGAUCUCAUGAACGCGGUCUGGGACGGCACCGAUGCCGUGAUGUUGUCUGGUGAGGCAGCCAGCGGCAAGUAUCCGUGCGAGGCGGUCAUGGCCGAAGCAUCCGCGACGCGCGAGGCAGAGACCGUGAAGCACCGCUUGCAGCAGGCCUGCCCCUUCGUGGCCAUCAACAGCAAGAUGCCGCUGCGCCCGCCGAAGAUGCUGAACUGCGGCAUGGGCCUGAAGAGGCAGGAAACGGACCACAGCAAGAGGAAGACCAAGGUCGUCGCUAGCCUGGGACCUGCCUCUUGGAGCGAGGAGAUGAUCCCCAAGAUGAUCGAAGCCGGCACCGACAUCUUCCGCCUGAACUGCUCCCACCGCCGCGGCGGCGACUUCGAGCGCGUCUACCCCCUGAUCCGCAAGGCGGCCAAGGAGCUCGGCAAGAAGGUGGAGUGCCUCGGCGACUUGCAGGGGCCAAAGUUCCGUGUGGGAGAGCUUGCUGGCGAUCCAAUCCCGCUGAAGGAUGGGGAGGUCCUGGAGUUUGGCAUCUGCAAGGAUGACAACGACAUGAUCCGGCCCGGACGCAUCACCAUGAAGCCCACGACGGAGCAGAACGCCCUGGUUCGAGCUUGCAAACCUGGCACUCCCUUGCUCCUCGAAGAUGGCAUCAUGGAGGUCAAGGUGGUUGAGAAGUGCUCCGACACGGAGCUCAAGGUGCAGGUGGUCCGUGGAGGCAAGCUGAAGGCCCGCAAGGGCGUCAAUGUGCCGGAGGUGCAGAUCGAUUGCGCGGCCCUGACGGAGAAAGACAUCGAGGAUGCGGAGUUCCUGCUGAAGCUGGACCCCCCCAUCGAGUACAUCUGCGUGUCCUUCGUGCAGAAGGCCGAGGACCUUCAGGAGCUGAUCAACAUCAUGGACCGGCUCCAGAUCCCUCAGGAGAAGCGGCCCAAGAUUUGCCCCAAGAUCGAGAAGCCUCAGGCCCUGACCAACAUCGAGGGCAUCAUCGCCAAGUCCCAGGCGCUAAUGGUGGCCCGGGGCGAUCUGGGUGUGGAGCUGGAGCUGGAGAGGGUGCCCUUUGCGCAGAAGCUCUUGAUCCGGAGAGCGAAGGAUGCCGGGCUUUUCGUCAUCAAUGCCACGCAGAUGGUGGAGAGCAUGAUUGAGCAGCCAGUGCCUACUCGUGCGGAGGUCAGCGACCUGCAGAACGCCGUCUGGGACGGAGCGGAUGCUGUCAUGCUCAGCGGGGAGGCGGCCAGCGGCAAGUACCCCUGCGAGGCCGUGCGCGCUGAAGCAGAUGCCGCCCUGGAAGCCGAGAGCGUGAAGCACCUCCUCGUCCCCCAGGUCUAUGACGACUACGUCGUGGAUGAGGCGAACAAGCCGCGUGAGCUGGAUGACAGCCGAAGGAGGACGAAGAUCGUGGCCAGCCUUGGCCCUGCAUCCUGGAGCGAUGACAUGUUGGCCAAGAUGAUUCAGGCUGGUACGGACAUCUUCCGCCUGAACUGCUCACACCGGAGAGUCUACCCUGCCAUCCGGCGCCACUCGAAGGAGCUCGGCGUCAACGUCGAGUGCCUGGGUGACCUGCAGGGCCCUAAGUUCCGUGUUGGCGAGCUUGCGGGUGACCCGAUCGAGCUGAAGAACGGCGACGUGCUGGAGUUCGGAAUCUGCAAGGACGACAACGACCUUAUCAAGCCUGGCCGGAUCACCAUGAAGCCCACCGUCGAGCAGAAUGCCCUGGUGGAAGCCUGCAAGGUCGGCACGUUGCUGCUCAUUGAAGACGGGCUCAUGGAAGUGAAGGAGAAGAUCUCUGCCACGGAGCUGAGGGUCGAAGUGACCCGAGGUGGGAAGCUGAAGGCCCGCAAGGGCGUCAACGUGCCCGACUUGGAGAUCGACUGCGCCGCCCUGACAGCGAAGGACAUCGAGGACGCAGAGUAUCUUCUGCAACUGGAGUACAUCUGCGUGUCCUUCGUGCAGAAGGGCCAAGAUCUUCAGGAGCUGAUUGACAUCAUGGACCGCCUGAAGAUCCCGCCGGAGCGCCGCCCGAAGAUCUGCCCCAAGAUCGAGAAGCCUCAGGCCCUGACCAACAUCGACGGGAUCAUCGCCAAGUCCCAGGCGCUGAUGGUGGCCCGGGGCGACCUGGGCGUGGAGCUGGGCUUGAACCGGGUGCCCUUUGCGCAGAAGCUUGGCAGCCCACUGGUGAAGCUGCUCAUCGCACGGGCCAAGCAGGCCGGUCUCUUCGUGAUCAACGCCACCCAGGUGGUGGAGAGCAUGAUCAAGAAUCCCGUGCCCACCCGUGCAGAGGUCAGCGAUGUGUGCAACGCUGUCUGGGAUGGAGCGGAUGCCGUGAUGCUGUCUGGGGAAGCAGCCAGCGGCGACUUCCCAUGCGAAGCAGUGAUGGCUGAAGCCUCCGCAGCGCGAGAGGCGGAAUCCGUGAAGCAUCGCCUGAGACGCGCAUGCCCGCCCGUGGAAUCCGGCGCAAUCGUUGCUCCAAUGCUGCACGUGAGCAUGGGCAACAAGAAGCAGGAAACCAAUCACUCCCUUCGCAAGAGCAAGGUUGUGGCAAGCCUGGGCCCGGCAUCCUGGAGCGAGGAGAUGAUCCCCAAGAUGAUCGAAGCCGGCACCGACAUCUUCCGCCUGAACUGCUCCCACCGCCGCGGCGGCGACUUCGAGCGCGUCUAUCCGCUGAUCCGCAAGGCGGCCAAGGAGCUCGGCAAGAAGGUGGAGUGCCUCGGCGACUUGCAGGGGCCAAAGUUCCGUGUCGGAGAGCUUGCUGGUGAUCCCAUCCAGCUCAACAACGGUGAUGUUCUGGAGUUCGGCAUCAGCAAGGAUGACAACGACAACAUCAGGCCCGGGCGCAUCACCAUGAAGCCCACAACGGAGCAGAAUGCCUUGAUCGCCGCCGCUAAGGUGGGAACCGACCUCCUGCUGGAAGAUGGCAUCAUGAAAGUGAAUGUCGUUGAGAAGCUCAGCGACACCGAGCUGAAAGUCAAGGUCGUCCGCGGGGGCAAGCUCAAGGCCCGCAAGGGGGUCAACGUGCCAGAUGUGGAGAUCGACUGCGCCGCACUCACCACCAAGGACAUCGAGGAUGCGGAGUUCCUGCUGCAGCUGGAUCCCCCCAUCGAGUACAUCUGCGUCUCCUUUGUGCAGAAAGGACAGGACCUGCAGGAGCUCAUCGACAUCAUGGACAGGCUCAACAUUCCGCAGGAGAAGCGGCCCAAGAUUUGCCCCAAGAUCGAGAAGCCGCAGGCCCUGACCAACAUCGACGGGAUCAUCGCCAAGUCCCAGGCUCUCAUGGUGGCCCGGGGCGACCUGGGUGUGGAGCUGGAGCUCGAGAGGGUGCCCUUUGCGCAGAAGCUCUUGAUCCGCAAGGCCAAGGACGCUGGACUCUUUGUCAUCAACGCCACGCAGAUGGUCGAGAGCAUGAUCGAGAACCCUGUCCCGACCAGGGCAGAGGUCAGCGAUCUCCAAAACGCCAUCUGGGACGGUGCCGAUGCAGUGAUGCUUUCCGGAGAGGCCGCCAGCGGCAAAUACCCUUGCGAGUCUGUGGCAGCGGAGGCGGCGGCUGCCCUCGAGGCCGAGUCAGUGAAAGAUUUGCUGAUGCCACGCCUGGGCAUCGACUAUUGCUGCGACGAGGGCAACAAGCCCAGGGAGAUGGACGACUCAAAACGCCGCACCAAGGUUGUGGCAAGCCUGGGCCCGGCGUCCUGGAGCGAGGAGAUGAUCCCCAAGAUGAUCGAAGCCGGCACCGACAUCUUCCGCCUGAACUGCUCCCACCGCCGCGGCGGCGACUUCGAGCGCGUCUAUCCGCUGAUCCGCAAGGCGGCCAAGGAGCUCGGCAAGAAGGUGGAGUGCCUCGGCGACUUGCAGGGGCCAAAGUUCCGUGUCGGAGAGCUUGCUGGUGAUCCCAUCCCGCUUGAGAAUGGCGACGUUUUGGAGUUUGGCAUCAGCAAAGAUGACAAUGACAACAUCAGGCCCGGGCGCAUCACCAUGAAGCCCACAACGGAGCAAAACGCGCUGGUGAAGGGCUGCCAGGUGGGCACCACGCUGCUCAUUGAGGAUGGCAUCAUGGAAGUGAGUGUCGUUGAGAAGCUCAGCGACACGGAGCUGAAGGUGAAGGUCGUCCGUGGAGGCAAGCUGAAGGCCAGGAAGGGCGUGAACGUGCCGGACAUCGAAAUCGACUGCGCGGCCCUCACGGUCAAAGACAUCGAGGACGCCGAGUUCUUGCUGCAGCUGGACCCUCCCAUCGAGUACAUCUGCGUCUCCUUCGCCCAGAAGAAGCAAGACUUGCAGGAGCUCAUCGACAUCAUGGACAGGCUCAAGAUUCCUGCAGAGAAGAGGCCCAAGAUUUGCCCGAAGAUUGAGAAGCCCCAGGCACUGACCAACAUCGAAGGCAUCAUCGAGAAGUCGCAGGCCUUGAUGGUUGCUAGAGGUGAUCUUGGUGUGGAGCUGGGACUCAACCGCGUGCCCUUUGCCCAGAAGCUUCUGAUCAAGAAGGCUAAGGACGCCGGUCUCUUCGUCAUCACGGCCACGCAGAUGGUGGAGUCCAUGAUCGAGGCGCCCGUCCCGACGAGAGCCGAGGUCUCCGACCUCUGCAAUGCCGUGUGGGACGGUACAGAUGCGGUGAUGCUUUCUGGAGAGGCCGCCAGUGGCAAGUAUCCCUUGGAGGCCGUCAUGGCAGAGGCGUCCGCGGCCCGGGAAGCGGAGUCCGUGGAGCAUCGACUUUUUCCCGCCGCCUCAGAGGUUCGGGGCGCCAUGCAGUUCACCUGGAAAGGCUACAGGGAGAAGGCCUGGGGCCACGACGAGGUGAUGGCAGCCUCAGGCCGCAUCAAGGAUUGGUGCAAAAUGGCUAUCACCAUGCUUGAUGGCUUGUCCACUUUGUGGCUCAUGGGCUUGGAGGAAGAGUUCAACGCCGCUGCUGACUAUUUGGAGCGAGCCCACCUCCCCACCUCCGAGAAGCACGGACAGCACAGCCUCUUCGAGAUCAACAUCCGGGCCUUCGCAGGCCUGCUCUCGGCCUACUCGCUCAGUGGGAAGCAGGUCUUCUUGGACACGGCGAAGAGAUUGGGGGAGAAGCUAUUGAAGGCAUUCGACACGCCCAGUGGCAUGCCGAUGCCCACAAUCGACAUUGGCACUGGCGAAGUGGCGUCACACUCCUGGAACCAGAACGCCGUCCUGGCUGAAGUGACGACCCUGCAGGUGGAGUUUCGCUUCAUCACCCAAGUCACUGGAGAUCGUCGCUGGCAAUACGCAGCAGACAAGGAAAUAUCAGAGAAUGUGUGGCAAAUUGCUGGGGCUGUCCUGACGGCCAUCCUCAAGAUCUGCUCACUGAUUGCAGUCGGCGUGCACCUGGAGAGGCGGAAGCUGCUCAAUGGGGAGAAGCGCAAAUGCCUGUCCGCGCUAGCCAUGGACGUCUGUCUACCUUGCCUUCUGUUCACCGACGUCUUACCCGAGGCCAACUUCGCACUGCUGCUGGAGGGUUGGCAGCUGCUGCUUUGGCCGUUCGCUUACGCCUCGGUUAGCGCCGUGCUGGGGAUGCUGUGCUGCCUCGUGAUCGGCAUCCCUUCACAGCACAUGGGGGCUGCAGCAGCAUGCGCUGCGUUUCCCAAUGUCAACGGCUUCCCUGUCUCAGUGAUCAGUGCACUGGGCAAAUCUAUCCCCAAGUCUCCGGCCGGCUUCUCACCCAUGGUUUUCCUGUCCAUCAUCCAGCUCACAGAUGGCCUCCUGAAGUACACCGUGGGCCCUGCAGUCUUUCGACGGGAUAAGAGGCAGCGAGCCUCAAUGUCAGACCUGCCCCUCGGCGGGUCCCUUCACAGUAUCGAGGGCCCCGGGUCCGCGAGGCAUCUGCCAGGAACGAAGGACCUGGAUGAGCAAGGAGAUGCCCCGUCGGGCAUCUCGCUGGAAACACAGAGGACGACAGAUUUCGGCCUGACCAUGGAUCAGGUCCAUACGGUUGAGCCGGAUUGGAGCCGCUUCGAUGCCUACAAAGUGUUCUCCUCUACCGAUCCGAUGGUGUCAGCCAAGUCACAGCUUCGGGAGCCUUUUCUCAAGCGCGUGCAGGUGUCCCACCUCUUACCAAGCGCUUCUGACGUCCAGGACUUGCUGCGGCAGGUGGUUCCACCCCAGGUCAGCGCAGUGCUUCUCGCGCUGGCCAUCGGAAUGGGUCCGCCUGCAAUCAAAGAUCUGCUAGUUGGCGAGCACGGCGCCUACUUGGCGUUCGUUUUUGGCACGGCGAAGGAGCUUGGCAAGGGCUUUGUCCCGCUUCAGAUGAUCUCUCUCGGCGGCCGGAUGCUCAAUGUGGUUGCUUGGCGAAGUUGA
This is a messenger RNA of Symbiodinium natans, 8289 nucleotides long. NCBI's taxonomy places the organism in Eukaryota, Dinophyceae, Suessiales, Symbiodiniaceae. The record is from the annotation of a GenBank genome assembly.